Tremella mesenterica DSM 1558 is the source of this 4917-nucleotide messenger RNA. RefSeq lists its product as uncharacterized. The record is from RefSeq and is a predicted model, not a curated record. Bases 1 to 4650 code for a protein of 1549 amino acids. Gene Ontology annotation, molecular function: ATP hydrolysis activity; magnesium ion binding; ATP binding. Gene Ontology annotation, cellular component: plasma membrane. Gene Ontology annotation, biological process: phospholipid translocation. The transcript is spliced from 4 exons. Lineage: Eukaryota; Fungi; Basidiomycota; Tremellomycetes; Tremellales; Tremellaceae.
AUGGCACCGUCCACUUCUGCGACCCCGUUGGUAGCUCGGUCAAAGCGUCAUAAACCAUCAUGGUUCACUCGAUAUCUCAUGGAUCCCAUCACACAAUUCGACCCAGCGGCAAUAUUCAAUUCUUCCCGUCGAGCCGCCCAUCUUCCAAGAUCUGUUUUCGUGAACGAACCUCUUCCUCCGGAUUUCUAUAAUAAAAAAGGGAAACCAAAUAAAGAACACGUUUAUGCUUCAAACCAAAAUGUCACUUCCAAAUAUACCAUCAUCACUUUCCUCCCUCGAAAUCUGCUCGAGCAAUUUCGUAGAGUUGCAAACAUCUUCUUUUUGGGUAUUGCCAUCUUACAAUUCUUCUCAAAAUUCUCUACGAUCUCACCAGGUCUUGUCAUUCUCCCUUUACUGGUCGUAUUGGCCAUCACGGCUGGUAAAGAUGCUUACGAGGAUAUAAAUCGACAUCAAGCGGAUCAUAAAGUCAAUCAUUCCAUUGUCCAUACAUUAGGAGGACAAGGGUUCGAGAAUCCAAAUCUUAUGACGGCUAAGAGCAAAACUUUUGUUCCUGCUAUUCCAUUACCCAAGAGGAAGAGCAAAAAGGCCAAGAAAGCAGAACAAGAGGCACAGGUUGGGGCAGGGGUUGUAGGAGGGGACAGAACAACAGCGGAUGCUCCUCCACCCACUGCACAACCGGAAGGACAAGGUUUGAACAGGGUUCGAAGUCAGGUUUCAAAUUGGGAGGAAGAUCCAGAGGCAGGGGAUACACCAGCAGAGAUAGGUUGGCAUAAUACCAUUUGGGAGGAUGUCAAAGUUGGUGAUAUCGUCAAAAUUUAUGACAAUGAACAAUUUCCAGCAGACAUAAUCAUUUGCGCCACUUCGGAAGAAGAAGACGUUUGUUAUAUCGAAACCAAAAAUCUUGACGGAGAAACCAAUCUCAAAUCUCGUCACGCUGUCACUGGUCUUGCAGAGCUUGGCACUGCUGAGGCUUGCGCCCAAACCCGACUGCGCAUUGAUUUGGACGCCCCUGAAGUCAACAUGUUCCGACUGAACGGUGCCGUGAUCAAGCUCGACGAAGAGGGUGACGGAGGUGAACCUGAAAUUCACCCAAUCACUUUGGAGACUACCCUCCUCCGUGGUUGUAUUUUGAAGAACACUGCGUGGGUCAUUGGGAUUGUCGCUUUCACAGGUGUCGACACGAAGAUCGUACAAAAUUCCGGACUCACCCCUUCUAAACGAUCACGAGUGGAAAGACAGAUGAACCCUCAAGUACUGGUCAAUCUUCUUGUUUUGGGACUGAUCUGUAUGGUAUGUGCCAUUGUGGAUCAUUUCAACGAACGUCGAUGGGUACGUCAAGGAACGUAUUGGACAUACAAAGAUGAUCGAUCUGGUGAUAAUCCAAAUGUGAACGGUAUCGUCACUUUUGCCAAUGCUUUGAUCACCUUUCAAAACAUCGUACCCAUUUCAUUGUACAUUUCAAUCGAAUUCGUCCGUACUAUACAAGCGGCUUUCAUUUAUUGGGACCCUUACAUCCGAUACAUCAAGGACGGUAUCAAGACGAGAACAUUGGCGAGGACUUGGAAUUUGUCCGAUGAUUUGGGUCAGAUCGAAUAUGUCUUUAGUGAUAAAACCGGUACACUCACACAAAACGCCAUGAUCUUCCGACAAUGUUCAGUAGGAGGUAAAAUUUACACUGGGGAUGGUCAAACCCCUGAUGGCAUUCUUACGGACGACAAGAAACCCGACGAUAUUCACUCUCGACCUCAUCCAAGGACUCAGAUACAUAGUGGACAUCGACCCAUGUCCCAGUCGGAUCUCGGACCGAGCGACUCGGAUUCAUCUGCUACCCAACGGCAAGGAGAAAAAUCGGACGAUGUCAAAGUUGCUUUACCUAAAGAGGUCCUCGCACCAUUUCACGAUGCGAAUCUCGAUCGUGAUUUGGAAGACCACGAGAGCGAGCAAUCUCGUAUCCUUCAUGGAUUCUUCGCCGUCCUUGGUCUUUGUCACACUGUAUUGGCUGCCGAACCUGAACCAGGAGUGAUUGAAUACAAAGCUCAAUCUCCAGACGAGGCAGCAUUGGUUCAAUCGGCCGCAGAUGUAGGGUUCGUAUUCCGAGGACGAGAUAAAAAUACCCUUCGUCUAUCGACUCCAUUCUCGGACCAAGUAGACGAGUACGAGCUCCUGAAUGUUCUCGAAUUCAAUUCUGCUCGAAAACGAAUGUCUGUCAUCGUGCGCAAAAUGGACGCGGAUGGUCGAUUGUUUCUUUUGUGUAAGGGUGCGGAUAAUGUCAUUUUCGAGCGACUGGUGAAAGACAAUUCCCAGCGAGAAUUGAGGGAGAAAACGGAUCAGGAUUUGCAACAUUUCGCUUCGGAAGGAUUACGAACUCUUUGUCUCGCUUAUCGUGUCUUGAAUCCUAUCGAGUACGAGAAAUGGGCCGCGGCAUAUCACGCCGCCACCGUCAGUCUGGACGAUCGAGAAGCCAAGGUAGAAGAGGUAUCAGGACUAAUUGAACAGAAUCUUAUUCUCCUCGGCGCUACCGCCAUCGAGGACAAAUUGCAAGACGGUGUACCUGAGACCAUUGCGGAUUUGACACGAGCAGGGAUCAAGGUAUGGGUAGCAACCGGUGAUAAAUUGGAGACUGCCGUGGCUAUUGGAUACACAACCAAUUUGUUGACGAAAGAUACGAAUUUGAUCAUUGUUCGACAAGGUAAUCAUACCGUUCACGACCAAAUUCGAGAUGCUCUGGAAGGUUUCUUUGAUGGUGCAGGACUUCAUAGAACACACACAACCGCUUCACUUGGUUCUUCACAUGAUCUUUACACUCCUGGUGAACCAGGUCGAUUAGCGCGUGUCAAUACGGGUGUGCAAUCUCUCGUCGGACAAGAUAACGGUAAUCGACCUGGAGGAUUCUCAUUGGUCAUCGAAGGUGGUGCUUUGGCAAACGCAUUCGAUGAUCCUGAAACUGCCGAUCUUUUGCUCACACUUUCUACCAAAUGUACCACCGUCGUUUGCUGUCGUGUUUCACCCUUACAAAAAGCUCAAAUCGUACACUUGAUCAAAGACAACCUCGGAGUGAUAUGCCUAGCCAUUGGAGAUGGAGCCAACGACGUUUCAAUGAUUCAAGCUGCCGAUGUCGGAGUUGGUAUUUCCGGAGAAGAAGGUUUACAAGCAGUCAACAGUUCCGAUUACGCCAUUGCACAAUUCAGAUAUCUCAAAAGAUUAUUAUUCGUUCAUGGACAUUGGUCAUAUUUCCGAAACUCAAGUAUGAUUUUAAAUUUCUUUUACAAGAAUAUAAUCAAUAUCGGAGUUUUAUUCUGGUUUCAAAUCUAUUGUGGAUGGUCUUCAACAUACGUCAUGUCUUAUACAUAUCUUUUAUUCUGGAACGUAUUUUGGACCAUAGCACCUGUUAUCGCUAUAGGUUUAUUCGAUCGUAAUAUCGAUUCUGAUAUUCUCAUGGCUAUUCCAGAAUUAUAUCGAUAUAGUAGAGAAUCGAAAUAUUUCGGUAUUUGGAGAUUUACAUAUUACAUUUUCGAAGCGGUAUAUCAAUCUGCUGUCGUUUUCUUUUUCCUACUUUACGCUUAUAUAACAACAACCACAAGAAAAGAUGGUUUUCAAACUUAUAUUUAUGAAGGUUCAACAACGAUGGUUAUCGGAGCUGUUUUCGUCGCCAACCUUUUCUCCGGUUUGAAUAUCUACGCUUGGACAUGGUGGUCUGUUUUCGCAAUUUCAAUAGGUCCAUUUUUAGUUUGGAUUUAUACUGCGGUUUAUUCUGUUAUACCACCAAGUUCAUUCUAUACAACGGUUUACGGAAAUGAUUUUCUAUUAUUUAGAUCUUAUGGUUUUUGGUUUGGUUGGCCUUUCGUACUUGUCAUAGCAUUACUUCCUAGGUAUUUAAUUAGAACUAUCGGUCAGAAUUAUUUACCUGAUGAUAUUGAUACGAUGAGGUUGGUUAGGAAAUAUCAUCCGGAAUUAAAUGUCGAAACUCAUCCUUUACUCGGUGGAGCUUUGAAAGGAGAGGAUAAAGAUGUGAAUGAAGAAGGGUUAACUGGGAUGAGUGAAGACAGGGAAAGAGACAGAGAGAAUUGGGAAGGAAAUCAAGCAGGUAGUGGGAAUGAGAAUGUGAAUGGGACGGGUGAAAGAAAAGAAAUUACUCAAAAUUCAAUACCUAUGGAAGAUAUACGUAGGAAAAGUUAUGUGAGACAAAGUGGUGAAGGUGGUAGACCGAGUUUAACUGGUGUUAGAGGUUAUGGUUCUCAAGUGGAUAUGUCGACUGGUUUAGAAAGAGAACCUUCAAGAGGGUUUGGGUUCAUAGCUGAAGAAGGUGGUGUGGCUAUGGCUCGAAUGCAAUCCCGUCUCUCUGAAGUCUCCGCACAUCGUCGUCCAUCCCGUUUCCUCCGUGGUGGACGUAAAGAUACACCUGGUUCACCAAACGAAAAAUCAAGUACACCAUUCGGUAUCUCUCGUAUUCGUGAACGGGCAGGAUCGAUAUUAGGACGUAAACGAGCAGGUACGAACGCUUCUUCUGCGGAAGCUCCUUCUCCACAUGGAUCACUUCCGAGGGAAUCGAGGAUGGGUGGGAGGGUGACGAGUGGGUUAAGUCCUGGACCGGAGGAAGGAGGAGGGGGUGGGGGUGGGGGUUUUGAACCUCCUGAACCGCCCAGAGUGUGAGGGGAGAUCUUUUCUUCCUUCAGUCUUGGCGUGCAGGAAUGGGGAGUUUAAGAUAUAGGUAUGAGAGUGUGUUGUCCUUUGGUUAGGCUCAUUGGUGGGACGUGAGUAUGAAGUAUGGGAUAGGGAGUUAGGAAGAGAAGAGUGAUUUUGAUGGGAUGUUGAUUGGAAUGAGAUCUAUAUUAAAACCCGGGAAGAUGAGAAGGAGGGUUGUGGGAUUCGGUCGGUUAAUAGAGAAAAUUGUUUGCAUUGAUUUUUACCCCCUUUUCC